AUGCCUCGCAUCGAGCGUUCACGGCAUCACGAUGCUGUCGAGGACCGUUCGAGCCGCCGACUCAGCAGUGGGCGGAGACCAGGCAUCAUUUCACCGCUUGUCGACGAAGAAUGUGCACGCGACCGGUACUAUCCGCCUCGCUCGUCUUCCAACAUGCCGACUCCAUCCCGCAGAGGCUCUUCGAGUCGUGACGGUAGCGGUAGCGGCCAUACGUAUCGUGCAUCCGGCAUGAUGAUGAGCCUGCUCGGCAUGCGGAGCCGGCGUGAACGGUCAAGCUCAGAUUCGUCGUCGACACCUCACGUACCUGUGGUCGAUGACGUCUUUCUCAAACCCUCCGUACCCAGCUACAUUCGCAACAACACGGGUUGGGAGAACAUGCCCGCUCCACCAUACGACAGUUCCGCGGGCGUGACAACCGGGCCUGCACAUGCGGGAGCACCUUAUGCUCUGUCUAAUAUCCCAGCCCAGAUCUACCUUCUCCAACCCCAACAGUCUCUUUCCACAACUCCGCCCGUCGACAGCAAGGAGAACAACCCAACUUUCAUGGACCAGGCACACGUAUCGACGCCACCCAUCCCUUCUCUGCCCCAAUUUGUACCGCCAUGCUACACAUACACACCCCCGAGUGUAUAUCUGUGGCCACAAGCGGGUGUUUCGAGUCCGAUGAUGCCAAUGAGCAUGCCUGCGCACAGCGUUGUUCCGCCCAGUGGCAGCACGGCCGCCUCACAAAACUUCUCGUCGCAGACCUCUAACCGCAGUGGGCGUACCAAACGACGGCCUCGCAGCCCUUUGUCAUCUCAGUCCAGCUCAAGCUUCACUGACAGAGGCCGACGUGAAUGUGGUCCUGUUCACCGGCACAGCCGCCGCCAAUCUCGGGACCGGUCGUAUGACUCCUCUCAGACUGAGACCCGGUACCGGUCUCGCCGCUCGAGCACACCAAGCCGGUCUCAUUGUCGCCGGCCGUCUCUCAAGCGGAGCCAACGGCACCGCCGUUCGUCGUCUGUACACAAGAAAGCACUGGCACACCACUUUUGUACCGGCUGUGGCAGGAUUCGGUCUCGCAAGUUCCACGAUUCGAAUCCUUUCCGUCCUGGCAAAAAGAAGCUUAUCAACUACUGUCUCAAAUGUCGUGAGGUGUUAGACUUGUGCAACGACGACCGCAUUGUAUCUGCGGACGAGACUGAGCCUCUUGGUCGAGUCAAGGAGAACGGCCCGGAAAUGCAAGAAAUACAUGAAAAAAAGAAGUCCAGCCAUCGGGCACAGGCGCCUCACACGGUUGGCUCGAUCAGUUUCAUAAUGGAAGAGGCCAUUCAGUCUUUGCCGAAGCCUUACGCCGCGCACAUUGCAAAUUCAAGCUCUUCACCCAAAGAUUCGCGUCAUGAGCAUAGCCAUACCCAGGAACCAAAGGCUGAGCCAGUUUCGGUGGAAAUGGCCCCAUCAAGGGAGUCAACCAAAGUCCCCACCAAGCAGCCUCUCAAGACUGCAUCCAACAGCAGCUUGACAAAGACAAGGGGGUAUCAUCCGCCGACAGUAGAGUCAGUUCUUGACUCUGACGACGAAAAACCGUCCAGCUACUAUCGGUCCAGCGCAGCCCGGGCACGAUACAGCAAAAGCGAGCACGAAUAUGUGAGAGCGGACGACUGCCAAACGGUUAAGAGCAGCCCGUCAGUUCCUCCUCCUCGCAGCGAAGUGUUCGAAACUACUCCUCGAGGCGGUGACCGAAUGGCAAGCGAUGGCAAUCCUUCUCAGCAUCACGUCCGCUUUGAGACACAGUCGAGAAGCGAGACAGAAGCCAAUGAUCUGCUCGCCGGUUCCCGUAUCACGGACGACAAGACCAAUUUCUUCGCAUCGUUCCCGCCAGCCUAUCGCCCAGCUGUGAUCGCCUCACGUCCCAUCAAGUCGGUUCGUCGCUGUGCUUCGGACCAUGUCAAUUUCGAGCAGUACAGAAAACGUCAUACAAUGGCUAUGGAGAACCAGGAGCCACACUUUAUGUGCACACCUCAUAGCCAUCGAUGCUGUGAUCAUCUUGACUCGGGAGCCGACCGCAGCGUGUUCUACCGCCAGACAAUGCCCAGCCCGCUGGCUGGACGCAAGACGAGGGAUGCGUUUUCGUCGCCGCUGAAGCCGAUCUCUCAUGACAUGUAUGGCGCAACGCCGUACAGUCCGCUGAUGCCAAUCCCGGGAAGCACACGCGUACCUCGCACAUUCAGCGUGCAUACGGUCAGUCCGUCUAUGGCGUCCGAAGAACUCUAUCAGCCCCAACCUAGCCAGCCUCAGCGCUCCAUCCCCAAGUCGCCUGCUCCGUUUGAGGAUGCCCCCUAUGGGUCGUGCUCGAAUGUUGGCCAAGGUGGCUGGAGCACUGGCUAUGCUGGUGCAGAGCCGUCGGCGGGCAGUUGCAACCUCAAGACCGCUCACCGUGCCAUGUCUGAUGCCACUGAAGAGCUCCCGUCACCUCGCUCCAGCACACUUGGCGUGAACUAUGAUGAGCAGAACGGGGACCCAAUCAGCCAGCUUGGUGAAGGCAUCCCGCCGUACAAUUUCGACCUCUUCUCAGAGGUUGGCUCUCGCCGCUCCUUCCAGGGAAAGGACGACGAUGGGUGUGAGACGGAGACCGCCGACCCCUUUAGCGAUGAAGCUGAGGAGGAUGGCCAGUUCGACGACACGGGCGCUGCAGAAUUCCACUACAACAGCUUCGAAAACGAUCCAAUUGUUCCAGAUUACAAUUUCGACUUGUUUUCGGACGUGACGAACCGUUGGUCGCCGCCAGACGCCGGCUACGGAGAGGCCAACGAAUCCAGACACGAUCGUGGCUGGGGGUCCCAGACCGGCGGUCUCUGUGGGAAAGAGAACGAAACCGCGCCGAAUAGCAACCAUGAAAUAUCACUUGUCGUCCGCAGGCGGCCGCCGCGUCGCGUCCGCAAGCCGUCAACGUUUGAGGUCGAGGAGUACGCGGGAACCGACGACGAUGCAGCCAGUGUGGCCAGCAGCAGACUUGGGAAGCCUGGAACGCGGUCGUUUGUCAGCACAACGCAGCGAUUGGUCGAUUGUGAGGUGAUUUCGAACCCCGAUGACUCGCACGGCGCGGAGGCACGCAGAGCACGGCCUCCUCUUCGAUGCCGGUACGUUUUGUCCAAGAGGCCGUCCUUGGAGGGCAUCGAGCUAACAUAUGCAGUGCCUCGAUCCGAACGAUUCAGACAGUCUACUGAGUUUGCAUAUCGUGUCUUCUGA
This is a messenger RNA of Sporothrix schenckii 1099-18, 3228 nucleotides long. RefSeq lists its product as uncharacterized. The transcript is spliced from 3 exons. Bases 1 to 3228 code for a protein of 1075 amino acids. Lineage: Eukaryota; Fungi; Ascomycota; Sordariomycetes; Ophiostomatales; Ophiostomataceae. The record is from RefSeq and is a predicted model, not a curated record.